Messenger RNA from Recurvomyces mirabilis, 435 nucleotides. RefSeq lists its product as uncharacterized. The transcript has 3 exons. NCBI's taxonomy places the organism in Eukaryota, Fungi, Ascomycota, Dothideomycetes, Mycosphaerellales, Teratosphaeriaceae. Gene Ontology annotation, cellular component: mitochondrion; L-cysteine desulfurase complex. Bases 1 to 435 code for a protein of 144 amino acids. Gene Ontology annotation, biological process: iron-sulfur cluster assembly. The record is from RefSeq and is a predicted model, not a curated record.
AUGUCCUCUCCAGCCAUCUCAGAAGUCCUCUCCCUCUACCGCUCGAUAUCCCGUCAAGCACGCCAAUUCUCAAACUACAACUUCCGAGAAUACGCCAAACGAAGGGCACGGGAUGCUUUCCGGGACAACAAAGCAGAGAGCGAUGCCAGACGGAUACAGGAGUUGAUGCAGAAGGGGUUGAAGGAGUUGCAGAUACUCAAGAGACAAACAGUAGUCAGCCAAUUCUUCCAGCUCGACCGGUUAGUAGUCGAGGGUGGCAAGGAAUUGAAACAGAAAGGGAACUCGGGUGGCAUGGUGCGGCAAAAGGAACAUGGAAAUAUUGCAGGCGUAAAUGCUUGGGAGACGAAAUGGGAGAUAACGCUACUCGGCCUUCAUGCUCUGGCAUUCAAUCUAAACGCGAAACGGAUGGUCAAAGUGUACUUCACAAGACGUUGA